Messenger RNA from Paramecium primaurelia, 10991 nucleotides. Lineage: Eukaryota; Ciliophora; Oligohymenophorea; Peniculida; Parameciidae. The record is from the annotation of a GenBank genome assembly.
AUGAUUAAUUUAAUCAGCAUUACUCUCUUAUUUUGGUUAGCAGCUACACAAUAUAAAUUAAUUCUUUAAGGUCCAGCUUCUAAAAAGAUGGACUGCAAAAAACUUGAUAAAAGUAAUGAAUUUAUAACAUCUAGAUGAUAAUGGAUUUAAAGGUUCAUAAUUUUUUUAUGAAAAACUUUCCAAUUACGGUUAAAAUACUAACUUGGAUAAGUUUACAUUUCGAUUAUGGUUUAUGGUCUAUUAAAAAAUGAGAUUUCCAGGUAAACAAAUACUGUUUGCUUUUUUAGAUGGCUACGAUACUGAUUCUGUAAGGGUAAUUAAUAUAAUAGUAUAUAAAUCUCAUGGUUUACUUUAAUUUGUAGUCAUCAAAUUAUACAUUAUAUGUUAUAAAUGAAAAAAUGAAUUCAGAGUUGAUGAACAUACUGAUAGAUUAGUAAAUAUAAAUAAUAUUAGAGAUAAAAUGAUUUCUUUAUAGGAUACUGGAAUUAUCUUUUGAUUUCUAUAGAUUAAACUAGUGGAGAUGUAUUUUUAAAUUUAAAACUCUUCAGUACUUACAAUUACCAACUAUAAUAGUUUUAAGAUUCGUUGCCAUCAAAAAAGUAUAUUAUAGUAUAUAAAUUUUAGAUUAAAUUUUAGAUUUGGUGUACAUUCUAGAAUAACAAAUGAAUAAUUAUAUCAAAUUAUAUAAGACUAUAAAGCCUGUGUUUAUAUUGCUAAUUUUGAAUAUAUUAAUGGAUGGACAACAAUGGACAGGGAAAUAUAUUUUUAAGAUUAAAUAGAUUUGAAGUAUUCUUUAAAACCCUUCUAAAGUGAAGGAUUAAAUGUAAAUUCUUAAUUUAUCAAUGUAAAAUUAAUAGAUCAAAAGAAUAUUGAGUAUAGUGGAAAUAUAGGUUUAAAUAUUUAUAAAGAUACUAGAAUUCUCUAUAAUUUUGAGGAAUAGAUGGAUUCAUUUACAAUUAUAUUUUGGAUGAAACCUUAAAAAAUUAGUUCAUUUUUUAAAUUAAUUUCAUUAACUGAUGAAUAUGUAAAACUUAUUAGUCUAGGAUUUGGUGUUAAUUAAAAUUAUAAUUUUUUGAUAUACUAAAAUAAAUUAGAAAUUUAUACUGGAAAUUUGAAUCCAAAUUAAUGGAAACAUAUUACAAUAGGAAUAUUAGAAAUAUCAAGAAAUUAAUAUUUUAAGGCAACUAAUUCUGUAAAAAUGUUGAAAGUAUAUAUAGAUGAUUUAAUGGUUUAUUUGUAAUAAAUUUUAAAUUUUAAAUCAUAUAAAAGAUUAUUAAUUGGUCCAUUAUUAUUGGAAAGUAGAGGUUAAGAGGUUGUUGAUAUUUAAGAUUUUAAGAUUUUUAAUGGAUAUGGUAUUUAUGAAUCAUCAGGAGAUUGUCGAUUAUUUGCAGGACUAUAUUGUGCAUUCUGCAAAUCAUUGACACAUUAUUGUAAAGAAUAAGAUCCAUUAGAUGAUGAUAAUAUUUAUUAAUGUCCAGCAGGUUAUAGAAUAGAAAAUGGGUAUUGUAAACCUAAUACAAUUGCCUUGUGUUUAAGAUAAAUUGGAGGUAGUUGUAUAGAAUGUGAAAAAAAUACUAUUCUAAUAUAAGGAGAAUGCUAACCUUAAACAUAAUUAAAUAGAGUAUCUCCUUAUCCAUGUUAAGGCUUAAAUGUUGUAUUAUGUUAAAUUAUUAAUAUUGUAAAAAAUUCAGAAUUAACAUCUGUAUAACGAGCACGAUUGUGUAAUUCUAAUUAAUAUAAUAUUGCUAAAUUUGAAUGUACUGGUAAUUAGGUUGCAUCAUGCAAGUAUUCAUAAUAUUCAGGUCUUUGUUUUGAAUGUAAGGAAUCAUUCUAUUUAACAGAAUUAAAGAUGUGCGUUUCAACUUGUUUUAAAAAUAAAUAAGAUAGAUUUAAUUAUAUAAAUAAGUGUGUUUAAGAUUGUCCUUAUAAAUAUACAUUUAAUCAUCCUUGUCCAACAUCUGGAGGAAAAGAACCUGAUUUAGGGUGUUCUCUUACUCCUGAUUGUCAAGCUGAUGAAAUUGAUCUUGGAUAUACUUGUUUAUCUAUUAGUUAACAAGAAAUAGGUAAAUCAGUAGGUUGUAGACCAAUACUUAUUUCUUAAUAUGCUCCAAAUUAGCCAUUAUUUUGUCAUCCUUCAUGCAAAUAUUGUUUUGGAACAACUGAUAGAUAAUGUUUAGGCUGUCAUGAAGGAAUGUAUUUUACUCCAUAUCUUGGAAUGUGCUUAUAAAAUUGUUCUGAUGAUAGAGACAAUAUAUUUAUAUAUCAUAAUACUUAUAUUUGGAAAUGUGAAUUAAAAUGUCCAUCAAAUUUAUUAACAUAAGGUGAUAUGUGUGUAUAAUCUUGUUUAGAUGGAUAUGUAGUUUUAAAUGGAAUUUGUAGAAGUAUAAACAUAGUUGAUGAAUAUUUUUUAUCUAGUGAAAUAGUUGAAAUAGAAGGAAUCAAUUAAAUAAUAUAGUCAUGGAAUUAUUGUCCUUUUUUAUGUAAUACUUGUUAGAAUACUUAAAUAUGUAAUAGUUGUAUUAAUAAAUAUCCAUUUGAAAAUAAUGUAUGCAAAAUUAGUUGUUUCCCAAGAUUUUCUUUAAAAACAAACAAUCUCUCAACAUGUAAAGAUUAAUGUGAUCCCAAUGAACUUACAUUUUGGAAUGAUAAUUUGUAUGGUUAUUAAAUAGCAGAAUGUUUUUUAAAGAAAUGUGGUGAAAUUGAAGCUGAUUAAAUAUAUUAAUCUUAUCUUCAUUAAAAUGAUAAUAAAAAAUGUGUUUAUCCAUGUGAUGAUGGAUAUUAUGGUAAUUCAUAAUCCAUUUUAUGUAAACCAUGUAUUGUAUCAUGUGCAACUUGUAUAGAUAAAUCUCAUAUUUGUACUUCAUGCAAACCUCUAUUAUUUUUAAAAGGUUCAACUUGUUUAACAUCUUGUGGAUAAAAUUUCAAAAAUUAUAUGAAUUGGCAAUGUGAAGUAGAAUGUUCUUCAGGAUAUACUAUUAAAGAUUCUACAAAUAAUUUAUAUGCUUGUGUUGAAAAUUGUGGAUAAUUAUAUGCUACUUAUUUAUAUGUAUGGAGAGGUUAAUGUUAUGAAAAUAUUCCUAAUAUAUCUGUUUUUUGUAUAGAUUAUUAAUGUGAAGAUUGCCAUUCAUCAUGUUUAUAAUGUUAAGGUCCUAAUAAUAAUGAUUGUCUGGCUUGUUAUUAAAAUUCAUAUCUACUUAAUAAUGAAUGUGUAUAAGAUUGUGGAAUUUUGAAACAUGAUUAAAUAAAUUGGAAAUGUGUAGAAGAAUGUCCAAUUGAAUCAUUAUAAUCAAUAGGUAUUUCAUUAGUCUUAAAUAAAUAAAUAACUAUUUGUGGUCUAACAUGUUUACUUGAAACAUUCUAAUUUAGAAAUGAAUGUUAUGCUUAAUAACCAAUAGAAACAUUUUGUUUACAAAGACCAGAUUAUUAGUUUUGUGAACUUUGUUCUUCUCUUUGUACAAUAUGUUCUUCAUCUUCUUCAUCAGAUUGUUAAUAAUGUAUUUCUACUGCAUUUUAAUAUGGAACUACAUGUUUUAUGGAAUGUCCAGAUGAAGCACCUUUAAAAGAUACAAUCAAUAAAUAAUGUGUUGCAUCAUGUCCAACUGGAUUUUCUGAAGAUGGAUAUUGUGUUGAGUUUUGUCAACCUAUUUCAUACAUAUACUAAUUAAAAAAUGCAUGUUAUACUGUUGGAUGUCCAAUUGGUACAUUUAAUGAAACAGGUUCUAAAAUAUGUUAAGAUUGUUAUAUUGGUUGUGCUACUUGUUUUGGAAAUAAUUAGAGUGAAUGUUUGAGUUGUAUUGUUGGAUAUUUCAUUGAUUAAGAAACAUAUUGUAGUGAUUCUUGUUUAAUAGAACCAAAUAUAAUUGAAGAUUAGAUUAAUCGAAGAUGUGUUUAAUUUUGUCCUAUUGAUUCUUUCUUAUAAAAAUUAAUUAAUGGUCGUUAUGGAUGUAAAGAAACAUGUCCAGAAUAUUAUUAUUCUAAUAUUUGUGUUUCAUAUUGUCCAUCUUAAACAUAUUAAGAUGGAUAUGCUUGUAUUAGUUGUGCAUCUCCUUGUUCAAUUUGUUUUGGAAGUGCUAUCACUUAAUGUACUUAAUGUGAUAUUGGUUAUUAUUUAUAUGAAACAACUUGUUAUUAAAUUUGUCCAGAUGAAAAUCCUUAUGCAAAUAUUUAAGAUUCAAAAUGUGUAUAAACAUGUCCAAAUUUUUUAUAUUUACCUAAAAUGCUUUGUUUUGAUUCUUGUCCUUUCUUUUUAUAUAGAUAUGAAAUUGCUAAUUAAAAAUAAUGUGUUGAUAAUUGUCUAUCAAAAUCAUAUUUAUUAGAUUAAGACUGUUAUCCUUGUGAUUCAAUUUGUAAAGAAUGUUAUGGACCUGCUAAUGGAAAUUGUUUAGAAUGUGAAUUACCUUAUUUUCUUAAUGGAUAAACUUGUGAAGUAACUUGUCCUUCAUUUUAUGAUCUAACUGAUCAUUAAUGUAAAGCAGCUUGUCCAGUUAAUUUAGUAAUCUAAAAUAUAUAUUGUUAAACUCAAUGUGAUUAAGAUUAUUUACAAUAUGGAUAAAAUUGUUUAUUACAAUGUCCUUAAUUUACUUAUUUAAACAAUAAUACUUGCUAAAAUUGUAAUGCAUAUUGUUUAACUUGUUUUGGACCUAACUUUUCAUAAUGUUAUUCAUGUAUAGAUGGAUUCUAUUUAAAUGGUUAAUCUUGUUAAUAAAUAUGUGAUAAUUACUAUGAUUAAGAUAAUAAAACUUGUAUUAAUAAUUGUGGAUCUAAAUAUUUAAUUAGAGAUUAAAAAUAAUGUGUUUUAUAAUGUCCUAUAGGAUAUAUUAGUUGUGAAUAAGAAUGUGUCACUAAUAUUUAAGAUGGAUUUUAUUUGAAUAAUGGAUAAUGCUAUAGAUGUGAUUAAAAAUGUACUAAAUGUACAUCAUCUACUUCAUGUUCUGAAUGUUCUUUAAACUUUUAUUUAGAAUUAGAUUCUUGUGUAAAUUAUUGUAUAAAUAAAUAUUUAUAUAUGGAUCCUAUUUCAAGAAGUUGUGUAUCUAGAUGUCCAAUAGGGUUAUAUCAUUAAGAAUCAUUUAAUAGAAGAUUUUGUAUGUUGGAUUGUACUUUUAAAUUAGAUGAUUAAUGUGUUCAAUCUUGUCCUAUAGGUUUUUAUAAUGAUAAUUCAUUUUGUAAAUUAUGUCCUUCUGAAUGUACUGAAUGUUAAUCUAUAACAUUUUGUUUAAAAUGUUAGAUAGGCUUAUAUUUAGAAAAUAAUUGGUGUUAUCCAGUAUGUAAUUAUAAAAAAACAGAUAGAAAAAAUUAAAUUUGUGUUGAUGAAUGUAAUUUGGAUUUAUUUGAAUAUGAAAAUUAAUGUGUUGAAAGUUGUCCAUCAAAUCCAAUUUAUUUUUAUUAUAAGUCAUAAUGUGUUUAAAGUUGUCCUACUUCAACAUUUUAAUAAGAAUAAUAUUGUAUUGAUUGUCAUAUAUAAUGUUCAUCUUGUUUUGGUUCAAAUAAUGAUGAAUGUUAUUCAUGUUUUUUAGGUUAUUAUUUAGAUAAUAAUCAAAUAUGUACAUAAACAUGUCCUUUUCUUUAUGAUCUUAUAAAUUAGAAAUGUGUGUUUUAAUGUUAAAAGGAUUAAUAUUUAGAAUAAAAUUAAUGUGUUGAAAAAUGUAAUCAUUUCUUAUAUGAUAAAUAAUGUGUUGAUUAUUGUCCAUCUUAAACAUAUUAAUAAAAUACUUAAUGUUUCAAUUGUUCAAAUAAUUGUUUAGAAUGUAAUUCUUUUGGUUGUAUUAAAUGUAAAAUUGGAUCUUAUUUAAAUGAUGGUAUUUGUGAUUCAUAUUGUUAAAUAAUGUAUAAUGAUGUAAAAUAAGAAUGUGUAGAAAUAUGCACAAAUUAAGAAUAUUAAUAUCUAGAUCAUUGUUACUCUCAAUGUCCUAUAGAUACUUACGAAUAUAAAUAAAUAUGUUUAUUAGAUUGCCCAAUUAAAACAGUAUAAUAUAACAAUUAUUGUUAUGAUUGUCCUGAAAGAUGUGAUAUAUGUUUGAGUGAAUAUGAAUGUCUAAAAUGUAAUAAUCUUUAUUUUCUAUUUAAUGGAUAAUGUAUUUUACAUUGUCCAUUAUAAUUACCAUAUGAAGAUACUGUUAAUCGUAUUUGUGUAUCUAUGUGUCCUCCUAAUACUUUUAUCAGAAAUUACACUUGUCUAUCUACUUGCAAUUUAAUUACACAUUAAAAUAUGUGUUUAGAAUAAUGUCCUAAAGGUUAUUAUGGAAAUAACAUUUGCAAACAUUGUAAACUUGAGUGUCUAGCUUGUAAUGACUUAGACUAUUGUACAGAAUGUGAUAUUAAUUAUUAUCUAGAAGAUAACUAAUGUGAUAACUAAUGUACAAACAUAAAAGAUUUAAAAACUAAAAAGUGUGUUGAAAUUUGUGAUUCAUUCUUAUACAAAAAUAUAUGCUAUUAAAAAUGUCCAAUUGACACCUUUUAAUUUGAAUCUAUAUGUGUUAUAAAAUGUCCUGAUGGUUAUUAUGGUUCAAAGGACUUUAUCUGUGAACAAUGUCCAUAUUAAUGUUUCAGUUGUUAAAAUCAAUUUGUGUGUAUCUAAUGUAAUAUUGGAUAUUAUCUAUUCGAAAAUUAAUGUUUAGAAUCUUGUCCAGAUUAAUCAUUUUCAAAUCCCAUUAAUAAUAAAUGUUCAAAUGAAUGUCCUCCUACCACAUUUAUUUACUAAAAUUAAUGUUUAUUUUAAUGUCCAAAUGAAUAUUUACAUGAUAUUCAGAAUUAUAAAUGUGUUUUAUAAUGUGAUGAUUAAUAAUAUAAAGAAAAAAAUAAUUGUUUAGCUUGUUCAAUAGAAUGUAAUAAAUGUUAUACUUAUGGGAAUAAUAAUUGUAUUAAUUGUGCAAAUUUAUACAAUUUAAAUGAAAAUGGAUAUUGUUUAGGAGAAUGUCCUAAUGGUUAUUAUAAAAAUGAAUAAAAUUGUGAAAAAUGUUUACAUAAAUGUUAAACUUGUAUAAAUUAAAUUUAAUGUGUUAAAUGUAGAGGAACUAAUAGAAAUUCUAUUGAUUGUUCUUGUUAAAAAGGUUAUUAUGAUGAUGAAUUAUAAGAAAAUUGUCAGAAAUGUCCUUGUGAAGAAUGUAUAUCAUAACAAAAUUGUUAGAUUUGUAAAAAUAAUCUUUAAAUUCCAAAAUGUAAUUGUGAUAGAAAAUUAAAUGAUAAUUGGUGUAUUACAUGUGAAGUAGCUAAAGUUAAAAUAUAUUACUCAGAUGAUCUUAAUGAAAUAGUUGUAUAUUUUGGUUAUUUAGUAUCUGUCAAUUUAAUUAAUCCAUUUUAACCUUCAGAUUGUUAUUUAUGGUUUGAUAAUUCAAUUAUUUUUGGAUAAAAUUCAAAAUGCUAUUUAGCAUGGAAUAGAUAUUCAGUACAUAUAUAAUUAUCUCCAUAUUCAACUAUUAAUAUAGGAGAUGAAUUGUAAUUUAAAUAAUCAUUUUACAGAGAUGUAGAUUAAGGAAACUGUUCUUAAUAGUAUAUAAAAUAAUUCAUAGAAAAUAAAUUAUUAGAACCAAAUAGAUUUAUUAAACCAUACAUUAUAUUUGAUGUUCCAUAAUAUGUUAGUAGUUGUAAAUAAAUUGAAAUUAGAUAAAUUUUAAUCUAAGGAACAGCAUAAAAAAUAUAAACAGUAAUAUCUUGGUAAUUACAUUCAAUAGAUAAUGAAGAUUAUUAUUUAUCUAUGGAUUCAUUUUUAGCUACCUAAAAGAAUGAAAUUAUUAUACCUAUUAAUACUUUAUAACCUAAUUUAAAAUAUACAAUUACAGCAAAAUAUAUCAAUAUAUUUCAAAGAGUUAAUUAUACAACAUUUACUUUCAAUACCAUUCCUAUUCAAACUCCUUAUAUUUAUCUAACUUACAAUCCUUUAACUGUUAAUAUUUAUAUAUUUGAUUGUCAUAUUACUUUUUCAGAUAUACUAAGUGAUUAAAAUGUAUAAAUUGACAUACUAGAUUCAUUAAUAUAAGAUCAAAAAUAUAUUUCUAUAAAAUAAUCAAUACAUUCUAUCCGUAAAAUUCCUUUAGAUGAAAUACUUCUACCUAAAUAAGUACCUCUACUUUUCAUUGCUAUAACACAAAGCUAUAUUAUUCAGGAAAUUCUAAUUUUAAAAUCAAAACCAAUUGAGAUAUCUUUUCUAUAAAAAAAUAGAUUUAUUGGUUAGGAUGACUAAAUAAAUGCAAGAGCUUAUGAUAAAAAUAUAGAAGACAUAAUUUUAAGUACAAAAGAUAUUCAUUAUUAAUGGUUAUGUACUAAUCUACAUGAUCUUCAACCAUGCAAAACUGAAGAAAAUAAAAUACUUGAAUUUGCAUAAAGAAGAAUCAUUAAUAUUUAGGCUAACUCUCAAAAUUCAACAUUUGUUUUUUAUGUUAAAGCCUCAAAAGAUAAUAGAUGGACUAUUAAAGAAUAAUUAAUUGUGUUAUUAGAUUUAAAUAUCUAAGAAGAAUUUGUAAUCAAUAGAGAUUAACCAACAGAUUUGAUAAAUUUAAAUAGUGAAGUUACUAUUUUAUUAUAGUAAUCUUAAACAUAUGCUUUUAUUAUAUAAAAUCACAAAGUACUUUAAUACAUUAAGAUAUCUAAUGCUUCAUUAAAAUUUAGAAUGGCUGAAAUUACAUAAGAUUCUACACAUCCAAUUUUCAUAUAUUUAGUGCCUGGAACUGACUCUUUUGGAUUUAAAAUAAAUGAAAUACCAAAUAUAUUUACAUUCUCUAUUGAACCUAAGAUUGGUUAAUCUAUGGAUUAUUUUAAUUAUACAAUUGAUAAUUUAAAUAGUGAUUAAAUUGCUAGUAUUUAUUAUUAUGUUGAUUAUUAUACUUUUAAAAAUGAUAUGGAUGCUAAAUCUUUAUUAAAUGGUAUUCCUUUAAUUUUUAACACUUAAAUUACUUAAGGUUAAUUUUAGAUUCCAAGUGGAAUUGCAGAUGAUCCUAUUUGGAUUGUUUGUUAAAUUGAAUCUAAUCAAGGUGCAUUAAUAUUUAAAUGGACAUAGAUAGUUGUUUAAAGAAGAAACUAUGAAAUGCAUAGCUUGUUUGAAGAUCUUGCCAAUUUAGUUAAUUUUUCAAGUUUACAGAGUAUACACACUAUGAUAUCACUAAUUAAUUAGGAAGAUAAGUAAGUUUGUUUGAAAUAAUGUUCAGGAGUUGGUACUUGUGUAGAUUAAAAAUGUCGUUGUCCACCAGGUUAUUAUUUUAAUGAUUGUAGUGGAGAUAAAACUUAAUUUGAGAAUUCUAAUGAUUUAAUUUUUUAAAGUAUGUAAGCAUUAAUUGUGAAAGAUGUAAUAGAUAAUGAAUAAUUUAAAUUAUAUAGUUAGGCACUUCUUUACUUUUAAUAAUAUAAGGAUAUAAUAUCAAAUACAAGUAUUGAUAAAUGUUUAAAAGUAUUAAUAAAUUACAUAACAAAUCUUAAUAAUAGGAUGGAAUAAAUUAAUUAAUAUUCUAUAAAUAUGUAAUACUAAUAAACGAAUCAAUUCUCUUAUUCUUAAAUAGAUACUAGAUAAAUUUUAAGUAUAUAAGAUAUUAGUAAUGCUAUACUAAGUACUGAAUUUAUAUGGAAUAAAGCUUUAUCUAUUUCUAAUUCUAGUAUCUAUCAAAUAAUGCAUCAUUUAAAUGAUUUUUUCAUUCACAUAAUUGAUUUAUCUUUUCUUGCAAUAUUACCUAAUGAAAAGUUUGAAAUUUCUAUGAGUACAGUAAAUUUAAUAAUUUAAAGAUCAAAUAAUUUAUAAAAUUUAAGUAGUCAUAGAUUUCUCUAAUAAGAUAUUAAUACAGAUUAUUAUGAUAUAGUGUAAGCAAUUUAUAUUAGUAAUUUUUAUUAAUAUGAUGGUUAUUAUCCAUAUCCUAAUUAAAAGUAUCCUCUUUAUGAUUAUAAGAUCAGAUAAUAAAAUAGAUAUUAAAAUAUUAAAAUUUCUAAACCUAUUACUUAUAAAUUUGAAAUUCAUAAUGAUACUACAAAUUUAGUUUGUAUAAGUCGAAAUGCUAAUACUUAUGAAUGGACUAAAGAUAAUUGUUAUUUAUCAAUAAUAAAUAAUUCAUAUUUUUGUAAUUGUACUAUGAUUGAACCAGUUACAAUUUGUAAUGACUAUCAAUUUAUAUAUUAAGGAAAGCCUCCAUUUUAUCUAAAAUUGCCUAAUUUCAUAUUUAUAUUUUAUUUCUUUUAAUUCAUUUUAUUAGCAUUUGUAAUUUAUAAAUCAUAAUAUGGAAAUAAAUAAUAAAUAGCUAAAUCUAAUAAGUUUGGUAGAGUUUUAAAGUUAAAUAAAUUUGAAAGUGUAAGGAUGAUGUUUAAUAAUAAUUUACCAUCUCCAAUAUCUCCUAUAUCUCCUAUAUCUCCUAUAUCUCCUAAUAGAAUCUAUCCAGAAAAUGAUUGUAUAAAAGAAACUGUACAAAAUAUUGAUUAAAAAGUGAUAAACAAAUUUAAUUUUAAUUAUUUUUGGGUACUCAAUUUCUUAUAAUUUAGAAUUAUCAUUUUCUUACUAGUAUUAUGUUUUAGAGUAAGUUUUAUUUUAGUCGAUUUUAGAGAGUCUAAUUCAUAAUACUAAAAUGGAAUAUCUGUUUUAUAGUAGGAGAAAUUCUCUCCAUUUUUUACUUUGAAUAUGAUAUUUAAAUUUACAUUUUACUAGCAUCUGUAAUUAUAUGCAGAAUAAAUUAAGAGUUCUGGAAAGUAAGAAAUUAAAUUAAGUUUUAGAAACAAUUUAAAUAUUAUGAAUAUAUGAAAUCCAUUUUGACAUUAAAUUUAAUAAAAAUCAUAUUUUUCAUUUUUACAACAAGUACUUUUAUUAUAGGUGUGUAUUUAUACUUUUGGAUAAGCGAUUAAACUGAUUUUGUAUAAAUUUCAUAUAAAUUUAUUAGAUACUAUCUUACAUAACUACUAACCUUAUAGAUUUAUUGUUUUUAGAUAUCAUAAUAUUUUUUGCUAAUAAGUAUUUAGGUUAAACUAAGAAGAAACUAAUUAAGAAAAAAAUAUAAGAAUUUAAAUUAGCCAUGUAAGGUAUUAAAUGA